CAUACACAAUUUUUAUAUAGAAUUUAUUGAAUUUCGAAAAAAAUUGUAAAGAAGUUUGAAUACAUAUUUAGUUUAAACAUUCGCUCAAAAUAAUCUGUUUACCAGUAUUACUAUGUAGUAAUAUUACUUGUUACCAAUUGGACAUUUAUUUAUUACUAAGCCGUGAGUAACUAACUCGACGAUAGAGUAAGAAAUAUUACUAGCGUGGUAAUAAAUUUCCUCUCAGUGGUGAAAAACUGUUAUCAUGACGGUAAUAUUUUUACUCUAUAGAUUAGUUAUGCAUUUACGGUCUGUUAAUAAAUAUCCGAUUGGCUACAAACUUAUAACCGUGGCGAUAUAUCGCCGCGUAAUAAUACUUGUUACCAAUUGGAUAUUCCUUACUUGGCCGUGAAUAACUCGUCUGUCUACAUGUAUAGGAAAAAAUCUUACCAGCGUGGUAGCAAAUUUAUUACCAGUCAAAAAGAAUUGUUCAAAAAGAAAAGUCAAAAAGAAUUGUUCAAAAAGAAAAGUCAAAAAGAAUUGUUCAAAAAGAAAAGUCAAAAAGAAUUUUGAGUGUUCAUUUUUUUCGCCGUUAACUGAAAAUGCUGAAGGAGGACGUUUGUGAAGGAGGAAAUUUAGCGACUUGUUACGAUGACGGUGAUGCAACUGCCAACCUGCCGUGUGGAGUCAUUCCAGAUGUUAUUCCUCACCUCUGCAAAUUUCUUGGGAUCGAAGACAUAAAAGUGUGUCGAUUAGUCUGUAAAUCGUGGAAUUACGGCGCUACACCCGUUUUAAGGGCGAGGGCAGUGAUACAAAUUACACUCUAUUCUAAAAUUUAUGAGAAUUUUGCCUCACGUCAAGAGGUCGAGGGGAGGUGGGUUGAGAUGUGUGAAAGGCUGAAGUUCUGCCCGAUCAAGAUUCGCCUAUGUAACCCAUAUCGAUAUUCCAUUACCAGCAUUCCCCCUAUCGACCUCGAAACUUUCCCACCGGUCAAAAAGCUGAAAUAUAUUAGGACCGACUUACGAAAUGGAAAAGAUUGGCAAACGGAGCAGUGGCAGACGGACUUGUGCCACAAAAUUAUUCUCGAUUCGUCCACUACUUUGGAAAAAUUAUGGUUUAUCUGGGACUCGGAUGAAGAUUUCCCUUCGUUUGGGGGCUACACCUUUGCAAAAUUGAAGAAACUGAGGAUAUUUGAUCGACAGGGGUGUCGAAAUCAAUCCCGUGAAAGAAUUGGUCAAGCUCUUACGGAAGCGUUCCCAGGAUUAGAAAGUCUCCAUAUGAAGGGGAAAAAUUUAUAUGAAAUCUCAAAGAUGAAUAUCUUACCAAAAUUUCCACUAUCACUUACUUCCUUGUGGCUGACGGGAUAUUUCAACACCAAUGGGAUGGAAUGCCUCCUACAAAUCCCUGCACCAUUAAAGAAACUGGUGUUUCAUUUAAUUUCCUUGGAGGGCAAUGACGAUCGAGUUGACGAGUUGGACACAAUUUUUUAUAAAUUGCUACACAAACAUUCCCCCAGUCUGGAAAAGCUUUCCGUGGACAUACGCUGGACUUUAUUCCGAGCAGACUUAGAAUGGAAAGUGCCAACAUUUCCGGCCUUGAAGAGCUUGAAGAUCUUGGGGAGUGAUUUGUUUGAAAAUCUUGAGUUUGAAGUUGGCCCCGGGUCAGGAAAUUUUGGGCGGAUUGAUUACAAAGCGUGUUUCCCUGUCUUGGAAAAACUGCAUGUUUCCAACCGACUCGAUGAUUUUUCCUCCGUGGCUGCAUUUCUGCCGGAGGAUCGAUCCGCCGUCGUGGAGUCGGUGAAAGAUGUGAAUCUAAAUUUUUUGGGAGAUCGUUUCACAAAUGUUGACAUAUUAGCGCAGACUGAGCUUUAUACGCGAUUGUUGGACAUUUUUCCAAAUGCGAGGGAUUCGAUAGGAAUCCUAUCACGGAAAUUGGAAAAUUGAACAGAUCUUCUCCACACAUAUUUAUGUAUGUAUGCAAUUUGUUAUGGAUAGGUAAUAAUUAUUAACACUAAUUAACUCAUUAACUAUGCACAUAAUAAUUUAAUAUAUUUCUGAAUUAAAUUUGACAAACAUGCAACGGUGUCAAUUAUACUUGUCUACUUCUUCCUUUUACAAAUAGAUUAUUACUUCAUAAUAUUUUAACACGUUCAAAUUGUUUAAUUGUAAUCCUUGUUUGUAAAUCGACAUGUAUUGGAACAAUAGGGCUAUACAAUAUUUAUAACACGUGCAUACAUACAUAGAAAUCAAUAAAAUUGCUUUACUAAUGUUCAA
Messenger RNA from Folsomia candida, 2252 nucleotides. RefSeq lists its product as uncharacterized. The coding region runs from base 582 to 1922 and encodes 446 amino acids. The record is from RefSeq and is a predicted model, not a curated record. Gene Ontology annotation, molecular function: protein binding. The transcript has 5 exons. NCBI's taxonomy places the organism in Eukaryota, Metazoa, Arthropoda, Collembola, Entomobryomorpha, Isotomidae.